Exophiala bonariae is the source of this 867-nucleotide messenger RNA. RefSeq lists its product as uncharacterized. The transcript has 4 exons. The record is from RefSeq and is a predicted model, not a curated record. Lineage: Eukaryota; Fungi; Ascomycota; Eurotiomycetes; Chaetothyriales; Herpotrichiellaceae. The coding region runs from base 1 to 867 and encodes 288 amino acids.
AUGGAUUUCUUGUUCGGAUCAACUGCUGCUCCCAUAUUUGGCGGAGCUCAGGAUGCCCUUCAGACUGUUGCAGGUAUGGGCGGGACGAAGAACGUUUGUUUUGUCGAUAAUUCGAACCAAAGCACAAUUAAGAUGACUCUAGCCCCAAGCUAUGGCUCGCUCAACAACGAAGCGAUGAAGAAAAUGGAUGAUAACACUAAAGUCAUGAUCGGAACGGCUGUUUCAAUGCUUCAAAACUUUAAUGACCAUGACCGUACAUGGGACAAUGUUGUUUCAGCAAUGAAGAGUAAUUCCUUGCUUCAACUUGAAGGUGGAGACGGUAUACAUCGAUCAGAUCAGAUCACCAAGAGUGGGAGCGGCGACUUCAAAUUUGAUGGAUCCCCAGACAUGGGCUUCGUCUCCGAGGUAAGACCUGACCAGCAUGAGGAACGGCGACGAUCACUUAGUAUUGACAUGAUUUCACACCAGAUCGAAACAUGGUUCAAAAACUUGAUCGGUGAUUCCGACAUCAUCAACACCAUGAAUGUCAACAUUCAGGAUCUGGCCAGGGUAGCGGCACAGUCAGGUGCAUCGGUUGAUGGAGUCGGCGCUGUGUUUGGCAAGGAUGAAAGUCAUUUCAAGAACGUACUUGACAUUGGGGCGCUGAGAUACCCCGAUUUGACCAAUCCUUAUUUCAAGGUCUAUCGAAUUGUCGUCAACGCUUGGUCUCACUCAAGCCGGAUUCUGUUCCAUCAAGAGGAUAGCAAUGGAAUAAAUGGAGACUACCACUGUUGUAACUUCAAGCCCAAUCCCGAACGAAUUGCUAGUCUAAGAGAAGAGGUUCGGCAUCAAGCCAUUCAGAUUGCGGAAGAUCUAUUCAAAAAUUAG